UGUGAUGAGCGUCCCAAGCCCACAUCAGCGUUGCCCUGGAACCUACAAGAAACACCUGCUCACCACUCAUCACGAGCUGAGUGGCCACACCUGCAGCUCGUCAGCUCCGCUGCAUUUAAGCUGCAGGUUCAGAAGGAACAAGGAGGCCCCCUGGAGAAGAUGUAAGGCUAAACCCUCUUGUGUGCGCUUGUCUCUCUAGGAAGCAGCGAGUGACCCGGCAGAACCCCUGGAGCACUGCACCGACUCCCCCACGAGCGGAUUUACCACGAGCACCAGGGUCCGCAGAACCUCGCAAGCUGGACCUCUCCUAAUUAAACGGCAGCCACUCCUUUCCCGGCGACAUGGAUGAAGUCAUUGCACGCCUAACGGAGAUCAGCAUGCGCCAGCAACAGAUAACUGAACAUCUGGCGACGCGACAAGGGCAAACUGAACAAGAGUUAAAUGAACUGCGCACGGCUGCUGCACGACAUGUCCCACUACCUGAUCCCAGAAUGAAGGUGACCCAGCUGUUGCCGAAGUUGACAGCUGAUGACUAUGUGGAAUCCUUUCUCCAAAUGUUCGAGAAUACCGCAACCCAGGAGGGCUGGGACCCUGGUGACUGGGCACGCUUGGUCGCACCCCUCCUCACGGGGGAAGCCCAGCGGGCAUACUUCAUGCUGCCAACUGAACGGGUAGACGACUACAAGGAGCUAAAAAGGGAAAUCCUGGCUCGGCUGGGCCUCUCACCAGUCUGCGCUGCACAGUAUUUCCAUGACUGGGAGUAUAGGCCCCGCCUCCCUGCCCGGGCCCAGGCCGCAGAAUUAUCGCGUCUCGCGCAGCAUUGGCUGCUGGAAGGAGAUCCCACAGCCGCCCUUGUGACAGAGCGUGUUGUCGUCGAUCGGUUCCUCCGUGCCCUCCCGAGAUCCCCUCGUCAAGCCGUCGGUAUGCGGAACCCUAGCACGAUUACUGAGCUUGUCGAAGCUGUGGAACUGGCGGAGGCUGUCCAACACCAGGGUGCUGGAGAACGAGCUCCGCCGUUUCCCCGGAGGGUGAUCCAGGAGCGACGCAGGCCAGAGGGCAACCCGCGGUCUGAAGGCAGGCCGGGGCCUCCUUCUCAAAGAGACGAAUCAAUGCCCACCGCAGACCCCACACCGGCUCCAAGAACCUGGCUAGCGGGCUGUAUCCUACAUCAGGAUUUGCCAAAAGGGGCGCCGAGGGUGGACGUAGAAGUCGAUGGCCGCCCGUUCGCAGCUCUUCUGGAUACCGGCAGCGCGGUCAGUUUGAUCCAGUCUCAUAUCCUCUCGCCCCGCAGACUAACCAAGGCUACCAUCCCGGUCACCUGCGUGCAUGGAGACACGCGACAUGUUCCAACCAGGAGAGUGACCAUCUCCGCUGGCCCUGACUCAUGGCCGAUGGACGUGGGCCUAGUGAAGGAUCUGCCGGUACCAGUCCUUAUCGGUAGAGACUGGCCGGGCUUGGAUCGCCUGCUGGCCGCGAACGUGCCAUUUGCCAGUCCUCGACGGGCCCACCUCCAAAGGCGGCCAGGAAAAAGAACCCGUCAUCGUCCCGUCUUGCUGGCCUCCGACAGCGGGAGAGAUGGUGAGUCCCCACCCCCUCAUUCUAACCUUUACCAUGACCUUUUCCAACAGGUGACAGGAGGCGGGUCGUUUGCCAGGGAACAACGGGAAGACGACCGCCUAAAGCACUGCUGGGCUCAGGUGCGCAUGGUUGAGGGAAAAGAAACUCAACCGGGGCCCCAUCCUCUCCCGCAUUUUGUCGUCCAAAACGGCCGGCUCUAUUGUGUUGCACAGCGAAGGGGGGAAGAGAAGAAGUUGUUGGUGGUACCCCGAACAAAGACAGAGACGGUCUUAGAGCUGGCACACUCCCAUCCCUUGGCGGGCCACCUUGGAGCCAACAACACCAUUCAGCGGGUCCGUGACCGAUUCCACUGGCCAGGAUUGGACGCCGAGGUGAAACGAUUCUGCCAGGCCUGCCCCACUUGUCAGAGAACAUCUCCACGGACCCCUCCCCCCAGCCCACUGAUUCCACUGCCGGUCAUUGAGGUACCCUUUGAGCGCAUUGGAAUGGAUCUCGUAGGGCCAUUGCCUAAGUCGGCCCGGGGGCAUGAACACAUCCUCGUCAUUGUGGAUUACGCCACCCGGUAUCCUGAAGCAGUGCCUCUUAGGAAAGCCACGGCCAAGGCCAUCGCCAAGGAGCUCUUCCUUCUCUAUAGCCGGGUGGGCAUCCCCGCCGAAAUCCUGACAGACCAGGGAAGCCCUUUCAUGUCCCGGCUAAUGGCUGACCUGUGCGCCCUCCUUAAAGUGAAACAACUGAGGACCUCUGUCUACCACCCCCAGACAGACGGUCUCGUGGAACGCUUCAACCAGACCCUGAAGCUGAUGUUACGGCGGGUCGCAGAUGAAGACAAGCGGGACUGGGACCUCAUGCUCCCCUACGUGCUCUUCGGAAUACGGGAGGUGCCUCAGGCGUCGACAGGCUUCACCCCGUUCGAGCUCUUAUUCGGACGCCAGCCCAGAGGCCUCCUGGACGUGGCCAAAGAGGCGUGGGAACAUCAGCCGGCCCCCCAUCGCUCGGUGGUAGAGCAUGUGAAGGAGAUGAGGGAAAAGAUCGACCGGGUCAUGCCGCUAGUCCGGGAACAUCUCGUCAAGGCCCAACAGGCGCAGCAACGGUAUUACAAUCGAGCCGCCCAGCCACGAGAGUUUCAGCCAGGAGACCGGGUCAUGGUUCUUGUCCCCAACUCCGCCUGUAAGUUCCUGGCCAGUUGGCAGGGCCCGUACACCGUCAUCGAGAAGGUUGGGCCGGUCACGUAUCGUGUCCGACAGCCAGGCCGGCGAAGAACAGAGCAGCUCUACCACAUUAAUUUGUUGAAGAAAUGGGUGGGGACAAGGGACCAGCUCGCUGCCCUCGCCACCAUCGACUCGCCGGUAGUGGACAUGGACGCCCAGCUGUCGGCAGCCCAGAAGUCAGAGCUGCAGCACCUGGUCUCUCAGUUCUCGCAUGUGUUCUCCUCCAACCCCGGGCGGACCCAGAUCCUCCAACAUGAGAUCCACACACCACCCGGAGUGGUCGUCAGGCAACGGCCCUACCGAAUCCCAGAGGCUCGUCGGAAGGCUAUUGAGGAGGAAGUCCAACACAUGCUGAAGUUGGAGGUGAUUGAACCAUCCAAAAGCCCUUGGUCCAGCCCGGUUGUCAUGGUACCAAAACCGGAUGGCACCCUCCGCUUCUGUAACGACUUCCGGCGCCUAAAUGAAGUGUCUGAGUUUGACGGAUACCCCAUGCCUCGAGUGGAUGAGCUCCUUGAACGUCUGGGAAGGGCCCGGUAUAUCUCCACCCUAGAUCUGACCAAAGGGUAUUGGCAGGUGCCCCUUUCCGAAACAGCCAAACCCAAGACGGCUUUCACUACCCCCAGUGGACACUGGCAAUACCGGACCCUUCCCUUUGGCCUACACGGAGCUCCGGCCACCUUCCAACGGAUGAUGGACAUCUUGUUGAGGCCUCACCGGUCCUAUGCCGCAGCGUACCUGGAUGAUGUAGUUAUCCACUCCGAGACUUGGGAAGACCACCUAAAUCGGUUGCGGAGGGUGCUACUGGAGCUGCGCAGGGCUGGACUCACCGCCAACCCCCGAAAAUGCCAUCUGGGCCUGUCUGAGGCGAACUAUCUGGGUUUCCAGGUGGGAAGAGGAGUCAUCAGACCCCAGGAAAAGAAGGUUGAGGCAGUCCGCGCCGCCCCAAGACCCAGUACAAAGUCCCAGGUACGAGCCUUCUUGGGGUUGGCGGGUUAUUAUCGAUGUUUUAUACCUAACUUCUCCUCUUUAGCCUCCCCUCUGACAGACCUAACCAGGAAGGGUCAGCCAGAGAAAAUCAACUGGACGCCCGAAGCUGAGGAGGCAUUGAGAAAAAUAAAGAUGGCAUUGACGGCAGAGCCGGUCCUAAGAGCGCCAGAUUUUGGCUGUCCUUUCCUGCUGCAAACAGAUGCGUCCGAUACAGGACUGGGAGCCGUCCUGUCCCAGAUUCAGGAAGAUGAGGAGCAUCCUGUCUUGUACCUCAGCCGGAAGCUGACCCCGGCCGAAAAAAACUACGCCGCGGUGGAGAAGGAAGCUCUGGCCAUCAAGUGGGCAGUUCUGGAAUUACGGUAUUACCUCCUAGGCAGGCGAUUCACUCUCUUUACAGACCAUGCGCCCCUCCAGUGGAUGGCCCGCGCCAAGGACACGAACGCCAGGGUGACACGGUGGUUCCUGGCACUCCAGGACUUCCACUUUGAAGUCCGGCACCGUGCCGGAGCAGCAAACUCUAAUGCGGACGGCCUUUCUCGGAUCUGGUCGGCUUUUGAAGCAGCGAGUGACCCGGCAGAACCCCUGGAGCACUGCACCGACUCCCCCACGAGCGGAUUCACCACGAGCACCAGGGUCCGCAGAACCUCGCAAGCUGGACCUCUCCUAAUUAAACGCGGGGACUUGCACCCCAAAGAGACGUUCCUUACGGGAGACACCACCAUCCUGUACUUUGACAGUUCUCUAACCAGAGCCUCGUCCCCGAUGAACGGAGGGACGUUGGAAAAGGAUGACUCUCACCGCCGGUGA
Molecule: messenger RNA, 4580 nt
Organism: Gasterosteus aculeatus aculeatus (three-spined stickleback)
Lineage: Eukaryota; Metazoa; Chordata; Actinopteri; Perciformes; Gasterosteidae
Source: RefSeq, a predicted model, not a curated record